This is a messenger RNA of Trypanosoma theileri, 936 nucleotides long. RefSeq lists its product as uncharacterized. The transcript has a single exon. The record is from RefSeq and is a predicted model, not a curated record. NCBI's taxonomy places the organism in Eukaryota, Euglenozoa, Kinetoplastea, Trypanosomatida, Trypanosomatidae. The coding region runs from base 1 to 936 and encodes 311 amino acids.
AUGUUGUUGCGUUUUGUGUUGUGUGUGAUCACUUUGCUUGUGAGCAUUGGCUGUGUUUGUGUAACGGCAACUGGAGAUGGUGGCCCUUCUGCUCUUGCUUCAACUUCUAAUCUUGAUUCUAAUAAUUGUCCUCCAGAUUCUUCUGACGGUCAUCAUUGUACUCAUAUAGGUGAUCAACAUGAAGGUACACCUAAAGAAUGUGAGGGUAGUACUGCAGGAGGUCAAUGCCCUAACAGGGAAGAAGGAAAUCAACACCAAGUGAACGAAGAGAGAAAAUUACAUCUGGCUUCUUCUGCUCAUGAGAAAGUGGGUGAUGAAUUGGUAACCAUGGUUUCGCAAACCGAUCCAAAUACAGUAAGGGUAGGAAGUGAAAGAGGUGAGAAUUUAGAUAAAGUUAAUCUGGAGAAUCAAAAUCAUGACGAAAGUGGUAGAGGAAAAACACCACUAACUCCAGAGGAUAGAACUCAUAGGGGACCUACUCAAUCAGAAGAUCAUGUACAGGCCCAAGCACAACAAAGCGCACAACAAGGAAUCCCUGGUUCUCCUCAACCGGAAGAAAGCAGCGCAGUGGUCAGCAACCCCACGAGCUCAGGAGAACAAGAGACUCAAAGGAAUGAUAAUACACUUAAUACGGAAUCCUCACCUCAGACAAAUCCACACCAACAAGAAAACGCUGAAUUGCAAUCAUCUGUCAUUGCUGGUGCUGAGACUCCUGCAUCACCUUCACCAGCGGAAACUGAAAAUACAAAUGCAUCUGAUAAUGCAAACGCUGGGAGUGUCAGUACAUCUCCAGAGAGUGAAUCAACAAAUAACACAGCUACUAAUACAGAGACCCCCACCACCACCACCACAACAACAACAACAACACUUCCUCCUGAACUCACAAACAACAAGAAGGGUGAUGCAGACAGCAGCAGCAGCAGUAUCAGCNCAUAG